Capra hircus (goat) is the source of this 2231-nucleotide messenger RNA. RefSeq names its product electron transfer flavoprotein dehydrogenase (gene ETFDH). The record is from RefSeq and is a predicted model, not a curated record. Gene Ontology annotation, cellular component: mitochondrial inner membrane. The transcript is spliced from 13 exons. Gene Ontology annotation, biological process: electron transport chain. NCBI's taxonomy places the organism in Eukaryota, Metazoa, Chordata, Mammalia, Artiodactyla, Bovidae. Gene Ontology annotation, molecular function: iron-sulfur cluster binding; electron-transferring-flavoprotein dehydrogenase activity. The coding region runs from base 196 to 2049 and encodes 617 amino acids.
ACUCGUGGCGCCCGCGCACAGCAAGACAGGCGGGAGCGUGGUGAAGCCGGAGCGUUCGGCGGAGCAGGCAGGUGGUGACUGCUUGCGUCUCGGCCGGCGAUGGCGCCCCCAGUGGUUUAGAGGUCCCGCGCCCAUACGAGCCAAGCCCAACCUCCCUCCCGGCGUCGGCCAGCGUCCUGUCUGUCUGCUGUGAACAUGCAGGUGCUGCUGGCCAGAUUGGCCUGCCCGGUAUACCAGUGCUUUCAUGCCAUAAAAAUUAAGAAAAAUUGCCUACCUCUGUGCGCUAUACGAUGGUCUUCAACUUCUGUUGUACCUCGAAUUACUACCCACUAUACUGUCUAUCCCCGAGAUCAGGACAAACGAUGGGAAGGAGUGAACAUGGAGCGGUUUGCAGAGGAGGCGGACGUGGUGAUUGUGGGUGCCGGGCCCGCAGGGCUCUCCGCAGCCGCACGGCUCAAGCAGCUGGCCGCCCAGCAUGAGAAGGACAUCCGCGUGUGUCUGGUGGAGAAAGCUGCUCAGAUAGGCGCUCACACCCUCUCAGGGGCAUGCCUGGAUCCACGAGCUUUACAAGAGCUGUUCCCAGACUGGAAGGAGAAGGGAGCCCCUCUCAACACUCCUGUAACAGAAGAUAGAUUUGGAAUUUUAACAGAGAAAUACAGAAUUCCUGUGCCAAUUCUUCCAGGUCUCCCAAUGAACAAUCACGGCAAUUACAUCGUGCGCCUGGGCCAUCUGGUGAGCUGGAUGGGGGAGCAGGCGGAAGCCUUGGGUGUGGAGGUGUACCCUGGCUACGCAGCUGCCGAGGUCCUUUUUCAUGAAGAUGGCAGUGUGAAAGGAAUUGCCACAAAUGACGUAGGGAUACAGAAGGAUGGUGCACCAAAGACAACUUUCGAGCGGGGACUGGAACUACAUGCUAAAGUCACAAUUUUUGCAGAGGGCUGCCACGGACACCUGGCCAAGCAGCUGUACAGGAAGUUCGACUUAAGGGCCAACUGCGAGCCUCAGACCUAUGGAAUCGGGCUGAAGGAGCUAUGGGUUAUUGAUGAGAAGAAGUGGAAACCUGGGAGAGUGGAUCACACCGUCGGCUGGCCCCUGGACAGGCACACCUAUGGGGGCUCGUUCCUCUACCACCUAAAUGAAGGGGAGCCCUUGGUAGCACUUGGCUUUGUGGUUGGUCUGGACUAUCAAAACCCGUACCUUAGUCCAUUUAGAGAGUUUCAAAGAUGGAAACACCACCCCAGCAUCCAACCAACAUUGGAAGGUGGGAAGAGGAUUGCCUAUGGAGCCAGAGCACUCAAUGAAGGUGGCCUUCAGUCUAUACCAAAGCUCACCUUCCCUGGGGGUUUACUUAUUGGUUGUAGCCCUGGUUUCAUGAAUGUUCCCAAGAUCAAAGGCACUCACACAGCAAUGAAAAGUGGUAUUUUGGCAGCAGAAUCUAUUUUUAAUCAACUAACUAAUGAAAACCUCCAAUCAAAGACGAUAGGGCUUGAUGUAACUGAGUACGAGGACAAUUUGAAGAAGUCGUGGGUGUGGAAAGAGCUCUAUUCUGUCAGGAACAUCCGACCGUCCUGCCACAGCAUCCUGGGUGUGUACGGAGGGAUGAUUUACACUGGAAUCUUCUACUGGAUAUUCAGGGGGAUGGAGCCCUGGACUCUGAAACAUAAAGGGUCUGACUCAGAUAAGCUCAAGCCAGCCAAGGACUGCACACCCAUUGAGUAUCCAAAACCAGACGGGCAGAUCAGUUUCGACCUUCUGUCAUCCGUGGCUCUGAGCGGUACCAACCAUGAACACGACCAGCCAGCACAUCUGACCUUGAAAGACGACAGCGUGCCUGUCAACAGAAACCUGUCCGUAUAUGACGGGCCCGAGCAGCGAUUCUGCCCUGCAGGCGUCUAUGAAUUUGUCCCUGUGGAACAAGGUGAUGGAUUUCGGCUACAGAUAAAUGCUCAGAACUGUGUGCACUGUAAAACAUGUGAUAUUAAGGAUCCAAGUCAGAACAUUAACUGGGUGGUACCUGAAGGCGGAGGAGGCCCUGCAUACAACGGAAUGUAAACUGCAGCUGGCUUCAAGGUCUCUAAAACAGAUGGCAAACUAACUUCCAGGAUUUGGAAGUUCACAGGUGUCAGAAUUUCUUACAAUAUGUUAGUGAUCAGUAUUCAAAUAAUAAUUACCAGUGGAAUCAUUUUAUAAGAUUAUGAAUAUUUCUCUUAAAUAAAACUUUGUUAAGUGCUGAA